Messenger RNA from Staurois parvus, 501 nucleotides. The record is from the annotation of a GenBank genome assembly. Lineage: Eukaryota; Metazoa; Chordata; Amphibia; Anura; Ranidae.
CAGUACCUAAUCCGUAAGCUUUGUGUGGCACCAGGGGAGACUAAACCCACAUCGGCUGUGUUUUCAUUUUCUGAACUUGGACAGGAAAAUAUAUCAGCCAGAGGUCUGGCAUUUUCAGGAGUUAGCUGCCUUUCAGAGGGAAGUAACAGUCUGAAGAACAGCAAAUAUACUGAAGAAGUUCUUAGUGAGAGGAAAUCUCCAGUUGGGAGUGAUUUUGUCCGCAGAAGUUUGAUGGUGGAGCCAGAGGGCCUAGCCCGAGAAUACACAUACAGCGUGUUUUUGUGCCCCAAUGAGAAAAUUCAGAUUUCUACUCCCAACAAAUUUGAAUAUCAGUACGUUCAAAAACCUCAACGAAUGACGCACUUUGAUUUGACGGUGAAAGCCCAUAAUGAUGCCCAUGUGGCACUGUCUUCUGGACCUCAUGACAUGGCUGAAAUGAUUGAGAUUGUGUUUGGUGGACAGCAGAACUCUAAAACAUGGAUAACAACCAGCAAGAUGGGA